Messenger RNA from Phanerochaete carnosa HHB-10118-sp, 1111 nucleotides. RefSeq lists its product as uncharacterized. The transcript has 6 exons. The record is from RefSeq and is a predicted model, not a curated record. The coding region runs from base 60 to 1085 and encodes 341 amino acids. NCBI's taxonomy places the organism in Eukaryota, Fungi, Basidiomycota, Agaricomycetes, Polyporales, Phanerochaetaceae.
AGGUUCUCGCUGAGUAUUUCACCAGACACAACGGCUUCCAGCGAAUAUCCCGCGUUUUCAUGGCGCUUAUAUGCAUGGUUAUGUACGCCACAGCAGCCGCACACCUAGCUCUGGCGGUACAGUAUUCCUUUCUCAAUGCUGCCGCCUCAACGUCGCUGCAAGCUGCCGCCUUCCAAUGUGCCAUGGAGCUGUUUGGCGUGGCGAACCGCGGCUGUGACAGAGGAGAUGCCACCGCGACCGCAUCCUAUACAGUGCCUUCCUGUACGGCAACCCCUCUGCUCAUUGUCAACAUGAUUCUCAGCGAUUCUAUCGUCCUGUGGAGGGCUUGGGUUCUGUGGUCUAAGCGGCGUCUUCUCACUGCCGUAUCAACUCUCUUAGUCCUUUCCACGCUUACCAUGUCGAUAUUGAAUGUUCGCAAUAUCUGUAAGGCAGAACCCCGCACCACGGAAGCUGAAUUUACCACCGACGUUUACGGCCUUUCUGCUUUUGUCCUAUCACUGCUGACGAACACCUGGACCACAUCUCUGAUUGCAUAUAAAGCAUGGGAGCACCGUCAGUCGGUAAGAAAGAUGUUCAAGGACGGAAGUAUAGGCGUGCGUACGGCCAAGAUACUCGUGCUCUUCGUGGAUUCUGGACUGUUGUACUGCGGAUUUUGGGCAAUUCUAGUUGCCUACAUUGUCAUCGACGAGUACUACUUUAUAGGCCCCGGAAAUGACUUCACGAUCAGAUCUGUCAAAUGGUACUUUGUUACGCGCAUACGACAGGUAUUGGGCACAGUUCUCGUUGACGUCAUUGGAAUGUACCCAACAGUCCUUGUUCUCCUUGUUUUCCUCACAGAUUUCACUGUGGAGGGUGCAACAAAAAUUAUGGGCACGACUACUACACCUAUCCAGCCGCUGGAAACGAAUAGACCUUGCGGUGUUACACUAUCCAGCGACGUGAUCGACUCAACAGCAAGGGUGAUCACUAGGGACAGCGGAUGUGAUCCGUACACCCGGAGUAUCAUCGCCAUCCUCAGUGAUGAUGGCCUUGAGAGGAAGGACCCCACAAAGUCUAGUAAUACUGAGCACACCCCAUGCACUUAGCGCGGUCUCAGUGGACACACCGGUGC